This is a messenger RNA of Coregonus sp. 'balchen', 7272 nucleotides long. The record is from the annotation of a GenBank genome assembly. NCBI's taxonomy places the organism in Eukaryota, Metazoa, Chordata, Actinopteri, Salmoniformes, Salmonidae.
GCAUCGUGUCUGUGUGGCUCAGCUCCGUGUCUGCUGUCAGGAUGCUGUCCCUCCACCUACAACUCCACUGUGUCCCGGCUGGCCUUCUCCUUCCUGCUACUGCUGGGGUCUCUGGUCUCUGUCAUCAUGAUCCUACCUGGCAUGGAGACUCAGCUCAAGAAGGUAACACCACAUAACACAACCCUGGUCUUAGUUGCUUGAUGAGGAGCCUUGCCUGAGACCUACACAUUUGUGUUAGCUCCCUGAACUAAUGCUAAGGGUUUAGCUCAGCGGGCUAACACAGACUUAGCUUGCAGGAGACCCUGGUUCGAACCCAGUUGGUCACACAAGCUGGUGUAGACUGCCCUGUGGUUGACAACGUUUUGACCUGUGUCAUGUACAUUGUUGGUUCUAUUUUUACUAUGUUUCUUCACUGAUCUAUCAGAUACCAGGGUUCUGUGUGGGCGGAACCUCCAUACCCAUACCAGGCAUCGAAAACAAGAUGAACUGUGAUGUCAUCGUGGGCUAUAAGUCUGUGUACCGCAUGUGCUUUGCCAUGGCCUGCUUCUUUUUUCUCUUCUCCAUCAUCAUGAUCCGCGUUCGCAGCAGCAAGGACCCCCGAGCCUCACUACAGAAUGGGUAUGUAGCGGCUUUUAUAGGAGUGGAUAGUGAUGUUCGGGAAUACAACGUUGCCCUCUGCUGGCCAGACCAAGGCAGUGCAGCAUCCCCCACACCCUUAUUUGUUUACAUACCAGCUGAAAAUAUUAGGGCCGGGAGGAUACCAGGAUCGCAAUACUCUUUGUAUCAUGGCAAGGAAACAAAACACGAAGCGGAUUUAACUUCUUUAGGAAAAAAGCACUAAUGUUGGAAACAAACAUCAUUAUGGUGUCAUCCAGAGUCACAUUUAUUGAUAUUCUAAUCUAUAGCACACAAUGUUUUACAUACAGCAGGUUAAGGGAGCAAAUAGGUUGGGGUCUGCUUCAUUUUUUAAUUUUUUUGCCAUGGAAAAAAUAUUGCAAUACUGCCCUAUAAAAUAUUACCGGUUUUUAUUAUUUUAAUUUUUAUGGUGCACACACGCACAGACACAACUUGUUUUUGUAUGAUGUUAUGUAUUGAAUGAAUGCCUGUGGCUUUGUCCACACAGAUUCUGGUUCUUCAAGUUCCUUAUACUGGUGGGGAUAACUGUAGGAGCCUUCUUCAUUCCAGACGGGACAUUCAACACAGGUAUGCACUAUUAUAUUACUACAAUGUUAAAUAUUUUCCUCUAAACACCAAUAACCAGUGGCAAUUUUACAAAAAAUAUUGGUGGGGAAAACGCAAUCACAAAGGUCAUACAGUGCGGAAAAAAAGUAUUUAGUCAGCCACCAAUUGUGCAAGUUCUCCCACUUAAAAAGAUGAGAGGCCUGUAAUUUUCAUCAUAGGUACACGUCAACUAUGACAGACAAAAUGAGAAAAAAAAUCCAGAAAAUCACAUUGUAGGAUUUUUAAUGAAUUUAUUUGCAAAUUAUGGUGGAACAUAAGUAUUUGGUCAAUAACAAACGUUUCUCAAUACUUUGUUAUAUACCCUUUGUUGGCAAUGACACAGGUCAAACGUUUUCUGUAAGUCUUCACAAGGUUUUCACACACUGUUGCUGGUAUUUUGGCCCAUUCCUCCAUGCAGAUCUCCUCUAGAGCAGUGAUGUUUUGGGGCUGUCGCUGGGCAACACGGACUUUCAACUCCCUCCAAAGAUUUUCUAUGGGGUUGAGAUCUGGAGACUGGCUAGGCCGCUCCAGGACCUUGAAAUGCUUCUUACGAAGCCACUCCUUCGUUGCCCGGGCGGUGUGUUUGGGAUCAUUGUCAUGCUGAAAAACCCAGCCACGUUUCAUCUUCAAUGCCCUUGCUGAUGGAAGGAGGUUUUCACUCAAAAUCUCACGAUACAUGGCCCCAUUCAUUCUUUCCUUUACACGGAUCAGUCGUCCUGGUCCCUUUGCAGAAAAACAGCCCCAAAGCAUGAUGUUUCCACCCCCAUGCUUCACAGUAGGUAUGGGGUUCUUUGGAUGCAACUCAGCAUUCUUUGUCCUCCAAACAUGACGAGUUGAGUUUUUACCAAAAAGUUCUAUUUUGGUUUCAUCUGACCAUAUGACAUUCUCCCAAUCCUCUUCUGGAUCAUCCAAAUGCACUCUAGCAAACUUCAGACGGGCCUGGACAUGUACUGGCUUAAGCAGGGGGACACGUCUGGCACUGCAGGAUUUGAGUCCCUGGUGGCGUAGUGUGUUACUGAUGGUAGGCUUUGUUACUUUGGUCCCAGCUCUCUGCAGGUCAUUCACUAGGUCCCCCCGUGUGGUUCUGGGAUUUUUGCUCACCGUUCUUGUGAUCAUUUUGACCCCACGGGGUGAGAUCUUGCGUGGAGCCCCAGAUCGAGGGAGAUUAUCAGUGGUCUUGUAUGUCUUCCAUUUCCUAAUAAUUGCUCCCACAGUUGAUUUCUUCAAACCAAGCUGCUUACCUAUUGCAGAUUCAGUCUUCCCAGCCUGGUGCAGGUCUACAAUUUUGUUUCUUGUGUCCUUUGACAGCUCUUUGGUCUUGGCCAUAGUGGAGUUUGGAGUGUGACUGUUUGAGGUUGUGGACAGGUGUCUUAUAUACUGAUAACAAGUUCAAACAGGUGCCAUUAAUACACGUAACGAGUGGAGGACAGAGGAGCCUCUUAAAGAAGUUACAGGUCUGUGAGAGCCAGAAAUCUUGCUUGUUUGUAGGUGACCAAAUACUUAUUUUCCACCAUAAUUUGCAAAUAAAUUCAUUAAAAAUUCUACAAUGUGAUUUUCUGGAAAAUAAUUUCUCAAUUAUUUGUCUGUCAUAGUUUACGUGUACCUAUGAUGAAAAUUACAGGCCUCUCAUCUUUUUAAGUGGGAGAACUUGCACAAUUGGUGGCUGACUAAAUACUUUCCCCCCCCCACUGUAUGCAUCAAAACUGCUACACAUUGAAUGCACUAAUCACCAAUCCCAGAAAUUAGUUUUGAGCCACACACACAAACGUUAUAACAUUUGGGUUAUGAACAGUUAAUGGCUACUUCCCAUAUCUUUAGCUCAUAUUGCAUGGAAGACCACGUUAGUCGAGCAUACUUUUAUAGAGUAAACUAGCUAGUAAUCGGUCUGCAUUAUUGCAACACUGCGUGCGUCUGCCUGCCUGUUACAAAUGGGCCCGGUUAACAAUAUGCAACAUUUUAUAACGCUAUUCCCUUGCUUCAUCUAUUGAACAGUUACAGUUCCAUCAAAUUAAUGUAUAACUAACCUUUCUUUUACAUGUGGUUCCAUGGGUAUUAGUCUGCCAUCAAACAUCAACAAUAAGACAUGUAGCCUAUAGGAUAUUAUAGCUAGCCUACCUCAAAAUAGAUGUUAGCCACUGCUUCAUGAUCCACCACCAACCACAUAAUGCUAAGUUUGAAAAUUAUUUGCUAGGAGAUAGCAAAGCUAGUUGACAUGUUUCACCUAGCUAAGCUACCUAGCUUGAAGACGUGGUAAACAACUAGCUAGCUAUGACGUUGACACAUCAGUCCAAUCAAAGUUACCGAGCGUAAGAUGUUGCUUUAUCUGUGGCCAAUGGCAAUGAGCCUUCUUGGGCGGGCACUUCCACUGUAAAUCAAUGGAGCACCGAAUAAGGGCUUUUGAUGGCUAGCUCUCCCAGCAGGUGCUGCGGUGAAGUAGUGUCCCCAUGAGUGACCAGACCCUCAGCCAAUUACGCGCAACCAGAGAAGUUCAACGACGCCAGCGCUCUGUACUUUCUUUGUCUGCCUCUCCACCACAGAAAGCACUGAGCGAGGCUGGAACAGUUGCAUUUUGGAGCUGCCUGACUAAACGAAAAUGUACCAAUACAAUGAGAAAGCGACCACAUACUUAUUAGAUCAAGCAAUUUUUUAAAAUACAAUUAAAUUGUUUGCUUACUGAUAUGCUAUAUUGUUGUGACAUGAAUUAUCAGGAUUGAAUGCAAAUCUCCUGGAUAUUGGUGGGCCCGGCCCAAGUGACGCAUUGUCACUGCCAAUAACGUGUAGUCAAUUAUGGUCAAUUAAUCACCCCUUGCACAUUUGACUUUUAACAAACUCACUGUGUGUGUGUGUGUGUGUGUGUUCCAGUGUGGUUCUACUUUGGCGUGGUGGGUUCCUUCAUCUUCAUCAUCAUCCAGCUGAUCCUGCUGGUGGACUUUUCUCACACCUGGAACCAGUCUUGGCUGGAGAAUGCUGAGGAGGGAAACAGCAAGUGCUGGUUUGCAGGUACUGAUCGUUAAUACAGUCUACUGAUUGAAAUGAGUGUAGUCUAUCUCAUUUAAAUUCUGCCACAAGAGUCGCUAGAGCGUGAUGGGACAAGGACAUCACGGCCUGCAAAACCCUCCCCUAACCCGGACGACACUGGGCCAAUUGUGCGCCGCUUCAUGGGUCUCCCGGUUGCGGCCGGCUGUGAAACAGCCUGGGAUCGAACCCGGGUCUGUAGUGACGCCUCUAGCACUGCGAUGCAGUGCCUUAGACCGCUGUGCCACUCGGGAAGCCAUAAUCGGAUGUGUUCUUAUGUUUCCCCUCCCACAGCUCUCCUGUCGUUCACUGUGCUGCACUAUGCCCUGGCCUUCUCUGCUGUGGUGUUGUUCUAUGUCUACUACACCACAGGAGAUGACUGCACAGAACACAAGGUCUUCAUCAGCCUCAACUUCAUCUUCUGCAUCAUCAUCUCCAUCAUUGCCAUCCUGCCCAAAGUUCAGGUGAUGUUUCAGUCUCGAAAGAUUGAUACCUGCACACUGAAAGUUCCCAUAGUUUUAUUGAGUACGAUGUUUCUUUGCAGGCUGUUUCAGUCUUGUUCCUCACUCUUUGAAAUACAUACACAUACUGAAGUUCAUUCAGGAGUGUAAAUAUUAGCGAUGUUUGCAAUUAUUAAAGAUCAUCAAAAUGUUAACGCUGCAAUAUGUAACUACAAUAUGUAACUGAGUUAUAGAUCUGUCAUUCUCAUUGAAAGCAAGUCUAACAAGAGGUAGAUCUGUUCUAUGUGCUAUUUCUAUGCUUUCCGUUCUUAAGUUUUGUUUUUGUCUUUUACUUUAGGUUUUGUACACCAGCUUCAAGCAGCUGAAAAUACAAUAUUUUUGGUCAUGGAAAUAUUUCAGUCGUUUAGAUGGUACAAGGACUUUCUACACAAUGACUGCUUGUUUGGUCACAAACUGAAAUUAGGCGAACUAGUUGAAUUUUAGCAACCAGGGAAUGGCGGCGCAAUUUCUGCAUAUUGCACCUUCUAAACAAUGAGUGAAUUAUUUUUUAAUGUGAAUGUUGUUGAACAAAAUUAGACUAAUGUGUUUUGUGUGUCUGUGUCUUGUUUAUUUACUUAUUUAUGUAUUUAUUUUCCCCCAGGAGGCCCAGCCCAGCUCAGGCCUGCUCCAGGCCUCCCUCAUCUCCCUCUACACCAUGUAUGUCACAUGGUCCGCCAUGACCAACAACCCCAGUAAGUUUCAUCAUGACCCUACUGAUGACCCUGUUCAGCCAUUGGUUCAGAGUCAUGGUUCACAAUGCUCGUAACCCUGACCCACAUGGCUGCAUACUGACUCAUGUAAAUCACUUAAUGGGAAGUCUGCAACAAAGACUUUAUGUGAAGAACCAUAUUCUACCCGAAAGAUCAACUUGGGUCAGUGAUCACUUCAUCCAACAUUAGAUGAGUUGCAGCCAAAAAUCACAAGAGAAAUAGAAAAAUAAACGUGACUCUAGCUCAUAAUUAAAAGCUGAUGAUUUGUAGUUUUAUUUAGGUUAAAAGCAUAACAUUUUGGCCUUCAAUAGCCUUCAUCAGAUUGGCAAUAUUCUAUCUCUCUCCCUACAGACCGUAAGUGUAACCCCAGCCUGCUGAGUCUGGUGAACAACACCUCAGCCCUACACCUGCCCCAGGGCAAGAUGUCCAGUGGUGGGAUGCACAGGGCAUCAUAGGACUGGUCAUCUUCUUCUUCUGCACUCUCUACGCCAGGUAUGACAUCACAACCUAGAGUAGGGUUCUCUCCAAUCCUGGGGACCCACAGGACAGGACCGGGCACUCUUUGUAGCAGCCCAGACCAGAGACGCCUGAUCUAAGUACUGGGCUAGAUUAAACAUGUGCAAGCCUGUGGAUCCUCAGGACUGGAUUUGAGAAACACUGGUUCAGAGCUCUGUUUCAAAUGAAAUCCAGACUAUUCAAGCCUGUCCACGUCAUCACUUCUCUGUUUUCCUAACGGGUUUCCUGCUCUUUCCUACUCCUCGCCUGCAGCAUCCGUUCGUCCAACAACACCCAGGUGAACAGGCUGAUGCAGACAGAGGAGGGCCAGGGUCUGGCUGCAGACGACCACGAGGCGGCCACGGGGGAUGACGGAGUCAGACGGGCCGUGGACAAUGAGGAAGAUGCGGUCACCUACUCGUACUCCUUCUUCCACUUCAGCCUGUUCCUGGCCUCCCUCUACAUCAUGAUGACACUCACAAACUGGUACCAGUAAGUAGCUCUGUUUUCUUUGGUUAUAUCUGAGGGGAUAGAGGAACAGGGAUGUGUACAGGUAUAACUGAGGUGAUUCACGUUGUUCGACGCCUGGACACAUGCGUCAGCUCCCCGACUUAAUGCCUGGGCUUUAGGUCAGCAGGCUAAGAGUCUUGUGGGACUCAGACGACCCAAUUUCAAACCAUCACACAUGGUCUACUAUGUGUUUUUGAGAUGGUAAAUAAAAUGUGAUUGAUCCUGAUUUCUCCCCAGACCUGACGCAGACUACCAGGCCAUGCAGAGCAGUAUGCCAGCUGUGUGGGUGAAGAUUAGCUCUAGCUGGAUAGGCCUGUGUCUCUACCUCUGGACCCUGGUAGCUCCUCUCAUCUUCUCUAACCGAGACUUCAACUAAAGGCAUACACAUUCCAUCCAGGGCUAAGUCCCAAAUGGCACCCCUAUUCCCAAGUAGGAAUAGGGUGGGUGUCUUUUCAGAUUUGCUAAGGGACUUUAUUGUUUGGCAUGUUUUGAUUUACAUAUUUUCAUUGUGCUGCUUGAAGAAGGGGACCACUGUCAUAAUUAUUAUUAUUUUUUAUUUUUUUUGGGGGGGGGCUGGUCUCAUUGACUAGACAUAACAUAGUAAACGAAUGUCCGGGACACUCAAAUAAGUAUUAUAUGCAACGUUUGGUAUGGUUAUAUAAAACAGGUUACUUAAGGCAAAAACGAAAGGAGGGUGGUUGGACGGGGUGGAUGGGUGGGCGAAUCUCAUCACUGACAACUUUAGCAUUUUAGCUAAUUGGCAACUUUGCAACUACUUAAUACUUUUUAGCUACUUUGCAACUACUUAGCAUGCUAGCUAC